AUUCUGCGCUUUACAAUAUGGCAGCAACACUGAGAAGGACGUUUCGCUAUCCAGGCGAUGAUGAUGAAUCCCAUUAUAGUGAAACUAGAGAAGAACUAGAUGAGCAAGAACAGGAAGACAUCAUCAAGAACCUAACUCAAAAGAAUGAGACAGAUAACAGGUUCUACCAUACAGUAUUCACUGUUGUACCUCUCAUUGCUAUAAUCGCCUACAUCCCUGGACUAUUCUCAUCACUGUCGACGGCUGGUCAGAGAUUGAUCUAUUUAUCAUGCAUAAGCUCUUUCCUGGCCACCGCAUAUAUAAUGGAAAGCAGUACCUUUUCCAGAGAUGGUACAGUGAUGACGGACCUAAGUAGAUGGCUAUCGAAUGCCCCGAGUGAGGCACACAAGAAGAACCUUAUUAUUGCCAAUUCUGCACUCUGUGCUCUACUUGCUCUGGGAUCGUUGUAUACGGCAGAUACCGUGUUGUAUCUGCUUCCGGGUAUUCUCCUAGCCAUAACAUCCUUGGCUAGACGAGUCAUCACCGAAGUCGAUGUUGGUGAACUUGAAAAGCUCCGCUACGAAUAUAAAGGGGCCUGAUAGAGGUUGAAGCCAAAAGAGAUCGACGAGUUACUAUUACCGAUGUACGAAACAAUGAUCAUAUCUAAUGCCUGGUAAUAGUCUUAAAUUCGGAACGUGGGUUGUCAUUUUU
Talaromyces stipitatus ATCC 10500 is the source of this 690-nucleotide messenger RNA. RefSeq lists its product as uncharacterized. The transcript is spliced from 4 exons. Bases 18 to 578 code for a protein of 186 amino acids. The record is from RefSeq and is a predicted model, not a curated record. NCBI's taxonomy places the organism in Eukaryota, Fungi, Ascomycota, Eurotiomycetes, Eurotiales, Trichocomaceae.